AUGCUUUUAAUUGCCGUCACAAUCAUUGUGGCGCUCCUCGUUGCCUAUUACAUCUCCACCCUCUUUUCCGCGGUCCGAGGAACCACACGACGACGCUCUCGCUCCGUGCUGUUGGUUGGCCUCACUGGUAGUGGCAAAACAACAUUGUUUGCGCAGCUGGUGGCGCGAAAACGUGUGCAAGUGCGCACAAGUAUGGAACCCAACAGGGGCGUGAUGCGGCUGGCGUCUGCAGCCGAAAAUGAGGAUCCCACCGCAGGAUCGGAAUCAAGUGGUGUGACAAUUAUUGACUUCCCCGGACACCGCCGCCUGCGCGAGUCCCUCAUGCGAGCUCUUGAAGAAGUAAAGAAGGUUGUGUUUGUUGUUGACGCAGUCACUAUUCAAGACCCCCACGAGGGGGCUGAAGCUGUGGCAGAGCUUAUAGUUGCUGUCCUUUCUUCCACUGAAUUUUUCGGCGUGGAAAGUGUGUUGAUUGCGUGCACGAAACGUGAUGAACUGACGAGCUACUCCGCAAAGGCUGUGCAGAAACUGCUCGAGAAGGAAAUAACGCACUGCUUGAGCACCCGCCACGGCGGCGUGCAGCGGCUCGAGAGUAUUGUAAAUGCGUCGGGGGUUGCCGUAGGUUCGGGUAACAAAUCACGAAGGAACGCCGCAACGCAUGGCUGUCGUUCACAUGAACUGUCACUGGAUGAGGCGAGGAAAUUCUCAUUUGCCAAUUUCCAGGUUCCAGUACAAUUCGUGGACAUCUCUUCCUUUGUUGGUCCGGAAGAUCAAGUGUAUAAUGUGGAGCCCGUACGUGAGUUCGCGACGAGUUAA
Messenger RNA from Trypanosoma brucei brucei TREU927, 813 nucleotides. RefSeq lists its product as hypothetical. Gene Ontology annotation, molecular function: GTP binding. The record is from RefSeq and is a predicted model, not a curated record. Gene Ontology annotation, cellular component: Golgi apparatus. The transcript has a single exon. NCBI's taxonomy places the organism in Eukaryota, Euglenozoa, Kinetoplastea, Trypanosomatida, Trypanosomatidae. Gene Ontology annotation, biological process: Golgi to plasma membrane protein transport; SRP-dependent cotranslational protein targeting to membrane. The coding region runs from base 1 to 813 and encodes 270 amino acids.